Messenger RNA from Austrofundulus limnaeus, 1567 nucleotides. RefSeq names its product fasciculation and elongation protein zeta-2. Gene Ontology annotation, cellular component: cytoplasm; axon. Lineage: Eukaryota; Metazoa; Chordata; Actinopteri; Cyprinodontiformes; Rivulidae. The record is from RefSeq and is a predicted model, not a curated record.
CGACGCAAAGGUAAACAGAACCAGACUUGAUGCCCUCGGCUCCAUCCUGUGGAUCACCACUAGUGGGCCCGGUGUUCAGACAGGAUGAAGAUGAGGCCUGCAGGUCCCGAACCGACGAAUCCRUCUUUUACCCGGACCGAUUAGCCCAGCAUGGUCCGGAUUAUAUGGCUGCACCGAUCGCACAGCUCGUGGACGACCGGCCGGACCUGGUGGACGAUGUGACCGGGCUUUGUGAGAAGGAGCUGCCGCCUCACCGCGCUCCUGCGGCGGUGGAGGCUGCCGCUCWGCUCCUCCUGGAUCUUCAUCCAGAGCGGCCUGACAGGAGGCUUCCCCCCGGGGGAACCCCAGGGUUUAGGUCCGUGGAGAACCUGGUAGAACCUGGGGGGGUCUUUCCUGCCUGUUUGGGUCAUCAUGUUAAGGUAACAUCGGACAGCCUGGGGGCAGUGAGUGUGAUGGAUGAAGACUCUCUGCUGGACAAGGACCUAAUCUGGGCCGCUCUCAGCAGGAACCAUGGCCAGGUGAUGCCUGUAGACUGGGGACAGUCGCGAACUCGCUCCCUCUACAUCUCCACCUUCAACCUGGAGGAGACACCCAGGAAGGCGGACGUGGCGGAGGAGCCGUCGGACGAGGAGGAGCUGAGGGAGCAGCUGGGCGUGCACUCCAUCAUCGUGCCCUGCGUGGAGGAGGAGCCCCUGGCCACAGUGGAGCAGGUCAUCGAGGAGAUCGAGGAAAUGAUGCAGGACUCACCUGAUGCGGAGCACCGCCCCUCGCAGUCGGACCUGUCCAUGCUCUCCCUGGACAUCCAGCURUCCAGCCCCGGCUUUGAGGACAGGCUGAGGGCUCUGAGCGCUGCGGAGCUGUCGGAGCGUCUGGAGGAGACGGAGAGGAACAUCAGGAGGUUCUCAGAGGAGCUGGUGCAGCAGCUGGCCGUCCGGGACGAGCUGGACUUCGAGAAGGAGGUGAAGAACAGCUUCAUCUCGACGCUCAUCGACGUGCAGAACCGGCAGAAGGAGCACAGGGAGUCGCUGAGGAAGAAGAAGAAGCUGAAGGGCGGAGCCGGGGCGGGGCAGGGCGGCGCAGAGAAACCACCGACAUCGCGCUUCAGCGUGGAGGGAAUCUCCUCCGUUAUUCAAAACAGCUUCCGGCAAACAUUUGGGAGUGGUUGCAGUGAACGACAGUAUCUGACCACAGUUAUCCCUUAUGAGCAAAAAGGACACCCUCCGUCGAUCCAGGACCUCCAGAUCCUGACUAAAAUUCUGCAAGCGAUGAGAGACGACAGCGACAAGGUGCCCGGCCUCCUGACAGAUUACAUCCUCAAUGGUGAGAUUUGCUCRUUGUCGUUUCUUCGCUGUGGAUAUUCUGCUGACAAUGUUUAAAAGAAAAAAAAAAGAAUCACUGAUACGUAAAGUGCUGACAGAGUCCUUUUAGAUGUUUGAACAUUUGUAUUUAUUUUGAAUUAAACCAUCAAUCUACCCUCCAAAUAUGGAAAUGAAAUUAAAUUAAAAAAAAAAACAAAAGUGUUUUGAUUGAAAACUAAAAGACUAAAUGAACUCGGGUGAAUCUUCUG